GAUAACCCAUAAAGGUAUGUUUCAUUAUCUUCUUCGUUCUCUUUCUUCUUCUUCAAGAAGCUGUUAAAGUUCACGGUAAUGGAGAAAUUGCGGAAGCUAACCGAUAAAAUCUCUUUUUACGGCCCAAAUCAAGUCAAGAAGAAAACUGGCGAGCAACUUCACCAGUUCUUACAGGAAUCAGGGGAAAAAUUUCUCCUUGAGGAUGGUCAAUUGAUCGGAAGUGUAAAUGAAUUGCUUGGAAAAGGAUACGCUGUUGUUGUCGAUGUUCCAUCCGAGGAGAGAGCUCAAUUUUCGACUUCUCCUUCUUUUCUUGACGAGGAAGCUCAAUUGAGCGGGACUGUAGGAUACACUGUUGUUGUCGAUGUUCCAUCCGAGGAGAGAGCUCAAUUUUCGACUUCUCCUUCUUUUCUUGACGAGGAAGCUCAAUUGAGCGGGACUGUAGGAUACACUGUUGUUGUCGAUGUUCCAUCCGAGGAGAGAGCUCAAUUUUCGACUUCUCCUUCUUUUCUUGAUGAGGAAGCUCAAUUGAGCGGGACUGUAGGAUACACCGUUUUUGAUGAUGUUCCAUCUAAGGAGAGAGUUAAAUUUUCGACUUCUCCUUCUUUUCUCGACGAGAGCGGGACUAUAAGUGAUCUGCUUGAGACUGAAGAAAAGAAAGGAGAUACUAUUGGUGUUGAGGUUCCAUCAGCCACUGAAGAAACUUCAGUUGUAUCAAGAAUAAAGAAAUUUCAUUUACACAGUCCUAGGAGGUUGGUAGUUUCACCUUUAAAGGCAUAUAAAGAAAACAAAAUUAUCAAAAGAAGAAAAGCAAAACGAUGGAGUGAAGUUGAAGAAAGUACUUUGAGGAAAGCUGUAGAAUUACACGGCACUGGAAAUUGGACAUUUAUCUUGAACUCUUACUCUCAUUCAUUUCCUGGGAGAAUUGCAGUAAGCCUAAUAACUUCUAGUUAUUGGUGUUUUCUUUUUCAAUUUAGACUUAAACACAUUUUUCACCCCUUAGCAUUCAAAAUUCAAAAUGUAGUGAAAAAAAAUUCAUUUUUAUUUUCUUGAUUAAACACUCCAUAUUAUAUUGUGAUUAAACACACCAUAUUGGAUCUGUAACAACAGAAAAAAUUAAUUCCAAUAACUUGAAAUUGAAUAAGGAAAUCGUAAGUCAUUAAGGAUAAAGGAAAAAAGGGAUGACAAUUCUCUAUGCUGUACAGAGUGAAAUGAAAAGGGAAGAAUGUAGAACCUAGAAAUUCCAUCAAUUGAUUUGUUGCGUUGUUUUAUUCAUUUUAAUUAACUGUCAUUUUUUAUUUUUUAAUUAAAAAAAUUCUGAGCUGGCAUCUUUGUGUGUUAAGUGGCAUGAAACAUAGGCUUCACUAAGUCAAAAUUGGGAUUUUGCAAGAGGGGCUAAACAUGAGGGAGGACUUUGGCUAUUUUUUUAAUAGGGUUUAAAUCGCUACAUUUUCAAAGUUUUGGGGUGAAAAGUGUGUUAAAGCUUUCAAUUCAUGGUUUUGAUAUCUCAAUUUUUUUCGAGGGUGAUCUGAAGGACAAGUGGAGGAACAUUUGCAUAAAAGACAAUAAGGCAACAAAAUGUUAAUAUGUUUACUUUUGUCAAAUAUAUAAUAUACUAAUUGUAUAGUAUAUGGAAUCAGUUCACAGCACAUUUGGAGUGUUCUUCUUAGAUUGGAUUUGAUUGGAGUGUUCAAACUUCAAACCAGGGCCGGACCCUGGGUAUGGGCCUCAAUUUUUUUUAUAGCCCAAUACCCCCCACUAAAAAAAAAAUACUCUUUCUCUGAUACAUACCAACGCGCGUUCCAUUCCUCUCACCAUCAGUGUUUCGUUUCUUCUUCUUCCUUCAUGGUUCAAACGCGACUGCCGAUUACUCAAACGUUUCCUCCGAUUGCAUCUCUCAACCAAUUCGAUUUCUGACCAUACCAUCAUCAUCAUCGACCAUCCUAUUGACGUUUUCCCCUUUUCAAAACAACACUGACACUAUUACUCUGUUAGGUAAAUAACCUCUCUUUCGUUGAUUUCUUUUACGUCCUUUCAUGGAAUUGGCUGAUUUUUGUUGAAUGUUAAAAUUGCUAAAUGCUGGAAUAGAGAUUGAUAUAGAUUAAUUUUAUGAGUUCUUCAAAUAGAGAUUAAUUUUACGAGUUUUUCAAAUUGCUAAAUUGGCUGAUUUAUGGUUUAAUUUUAUGAAUUUUGUGGGUGACAAGUUCAAAUAGAGAUUAACGUUUUCCCCUUUCCAAAACAACACUGACACUGUUCUGUUUCUAAUUUUAUAAGUUUUUGGUUAUUCUCUGUUUUAACAUGUAUAAUUGAUAAUGUUGCUAAUUACUAAUUAUAUCUUAAUUUUAUUUUAUGGUUCAACCUCAACAUUGUAUGUCUAAUAUGGUUCAACUUUGACAUUGCGGAAUUGCUCAAGAACAGUCAAGAAUUUUAGGUUUUAUACUUUUUCAAUCUUCCUCUAUGCCUCCUAAAUUGCCUCCUAAAUUUCCACCUAAGAUUAGAAAGUUUGAGUCUGGUGCUGAGAAGCGUAGGAAAAAGAAAAAAGAAGCUGAGUUAAUUGAAUCCCAAACAUGAGCUCUUGAUAAAUUUAUUGUAAAAGAAACACAAAUUCUUAUUGAUGAUAGUUCUAUUCCUAUUGAUGAUAAUGUUAUUCCUGUUGAUGAUAAUGUUGAUGCUAUUCCUAUCGAUGACAAUGUUGGUAUGAAUGUUGAUGUUGAAAAUUUGAAUGAUAAUGAAGAUGAUAAUCAAAAUGUUGAUGAUGUUAAUGACAUUCACAUUAGUGUAGAUAUAUUUGAUCCUAGAAAUUGGGAUUCUCUCGAGUCUAAAAUGAUUGAGUUGGUAGCUACAAAAGGCCCUAAAAGAGAUUUAAAAAUUGUGACGGGUCCUAGAGAUAAAUUUUCUAGACGCUUUAUGGCUAAUUUGUAUACUAGAACUUUAUCAAAUGGAGAGAAGUGUGAUAGAGAUUGACUUGUUUAUUCAAAAGAGUUUGAUAGAUUAUUUUGUUUUUGUUGUAAAGUUUUCAAAAGAGGGAUUGGUAGAAGUCAAGUAGCAAACGAGGGUUUUAGUGAUUGGUGUCAUAGUUGGUGAUAGACUUAAAGAGCAUGAGACAAGCUUGGAUCACAUUAAGAGCAUGACUACUUGGUAUGAGUUGCGUCAAAGGAUGAAUAGUUUUCAAACUAUUGAUAAAACAACUCAAAGAUUGAUUGAGCAAGAAAGGGAUCAUUGGAAAGGUGUUUUAAAAAGAAUUAUUGCAAUAGUGAAAUUUCUUGCUAAACAUAAUUUGGCCUUUUGUGGUUCUGUAGAAAAAUUAGAUGAAGAUAACAAUGGGAACUUUUUGGGCUUAAUUGAUAUGUUAAAUGAAUUUGAUCCAUGUGUCCAAGAACAUGUUAGACGUAUUACAGAUGAUAAUCUUCAGGAUAAAUAUCUUGGGCCUAAAAUCCAAAAUGAGUUAAUACUUUUGCUUGCUUCUAGAAUUAAAAAUCAAAUCAUUGAAAAAAUCAAGCAAGCAAAGUAUUUCUCAGUGAUACUUGAUUUUACUCCUGAUAUUAGUCACCAAGAACAAAUGUCUCUGAUAAUACGAUAUGUGAAUGUUUCUUCAAAUUUUGUUAGCAUUGAGGAGUCUUUUUUAGGAUUUUUGAAUGUGAAUGAUACAACUGAACAAGGGCUUUUUGAUGUUUUACAAGAUGAAUUGAAAAAUCUUGAUCUUGACAUCCUUGAUGUGCAAGGACAAGGUUAUGAUAAUGGGUCAAAUAUGAAAGGAAAACAUCAAGGUGUACAAAAGAGGUUUUUAGAUAUAAAUCCAAGAGCCUUUUAUAAUCCUUGUAGUUGUCAUAGUCUUAACUUGACAUUGUGUGAUAUGGCUAACUCAUGUGGUAAAGCUAAAGAUUUUUUUGGAGUUGUUCAACGCAUUUAUACUAUUUUUGCCAACUCUACUAAGAGAUGGAAAAUUUUGAAAGAUAAUUUAAAAGGGUUGACUCCAAAAUCAUUGUCAUCCACUCGUUGGGAGAGUCAUAUAGAAAGUGUCAAAGCUAUAAGAGCAGCAAUGUCAGAUUUUAUUGAAGCUUUACUUGAAGUGUUAGAAAAAGAUCUUGAUCCUAAAAUUAGAAGUGAAGCUAAAUCUUUAGCAACACAUGAACUUGGUGAUUUUGAGUUUAUAGUAUCUAUAAUUAUAUGGUUUGACAUAUUAUCAGCAAUUAAUUUGGUUAGCAAGCUCUUAACAGUCAGAUGAUAUGCUUAUUGAUGUUGCUAUGUCAAAAAUAAAAGAGUUGAUUUCUUUUUUUAAGAAAUAUAGAGAAAGUGGUUUUAAGAAGGCCUUGGAUGAUGCUACAGAAGUUGCUAUUGAAUUGAAUAUUGACCCAGUAUUUCUUCGAAGGCGCAUAAUUCGAAGAAAAAGGCAGUUUGAUGAGGAUUUGAAUACCCCGUCGGUUGAGCAAUCUGAAGAAGAAUCUUUUAGGGUUCAUUACUUUCUUUGCCUUGUUGAUCAAGUUGUUGUAUCUCUUAAUAAGAGAUUUGAACAAUUCAAACAAUAUGAAGCUAUUUUUGAUUUUUUGUUGACUUUUGACAAGUUUAAAUCAUUGGAUAAUGCGACUUUGGAGUCUUGUUGUAGUAAUUUUGAGCAGGCAUUGAAACAUAAUGAGAAUUCUUAUAUUGAUGGGAGAGAACUAUAUAUGGAGUUAAGGUCACUAAGGGA
Molecule: messenger RNA, 4684 nt
Organism: Medicago truncatula (barrel medic)
Lineage: Eukaryota; Viridiplantae; Streptophyta; Magnoliopsida; Fabales; Fabaceae
Exons: 7
Coding region: 79-1050 (323 amino acids)
Source: RefSeq, a predicted model, not a curated record